AGUUGGCUUUAGUCGAGUGAGGGUGGCGGCGGUAGCAGGGAGGAGAGGAAGAGCGAGAGAGAGAGAGGGAGUGUGCGUGUGUGAGUGCGUGUGGAGAAGACGGAUAGACCGACCUCCUCCCUUCGCCUACCACCACACCAACGCCGAACCUUCCUUCCUUCCAUCUACCUCCACCAUUGCCAGUCUCCGCUUGCUCCUACCUCGCCCUGCUCAUCUUCCUCCCUCACCAAAUUUUAAACAUCCUACCUCCUGCUCCUCCGGUUACCUCACCUACCCCUGCUCCUGCUCAUCUUCCUCCCUCACCAAAUUAAACCUCCAAUCCACCCACAGGCAGUCUUCUUCCCCGCCUCCUCCUCUUCCUCCUCCUCCUCCUUAAUCCCGUUCUUCCUCCACGUCACUACCUCGUCCUCGUCCUCGUCUUGUUACCUCAUCCUCGUUCUCAAAAGUGGUCGCCGCGGAAUCAGUCGUUCGUGUCUCGUUCGGUACACACACACGAGACAAGGCCAGGAAAAAGAACGAGAAAGGUCUAUAUAGUGUGCGUGCGUGAGCGACCAUCCUGUGUGCGAGUGUGUGCGUGUGUGCGUGGCAGAAACACCCACCAAUACCACUGCAGCACCACGUCUCAGAGCGGCAGACGACGGUGGUGCUCCUCUUCCUUCCUCUUGGUCCUCGUCAUCACCACCAUCAACACCACCACUCACCAUGUCGUAGGCUAGAAGCACUCGCUACCCUCACAACCUCCUUAUUGGUGGUGUAGCAGUUGUAGCAGGAGUUUUAGUAGUGGUGGUGCAGAGUUGUCUUGUAGAACUGAGGCAGACUCCACUGGUUUUAUUUAUUUACUUUUUAUUUCUUUGGGGCGUCAAGUGGAGUGGUGGUGGAGGUGCGUCGUCGGGGCACUCACAACCGUCACUGGUGUUGCCCGUUGUGGUGGAGGUGGUGGAGAGGUGGCGUGGCGGCGGAGGUGGAGGCGGCGGUGAGGGCAGCAAGGUGGAGGUGGUGUGGAGGGGUUUGCUGCUCACGUGGUCAGCGGCGAGGCGACUCAGGAUGAAGGUGACCCGAGACGCGACCUCCAGGUACGGUGGUAAACGGUGUGGGAGUGGAGGCGGAGGGGGCCCAGCAGCAGCAGCAGCAGCGGCAGCGGCGGCAGCGGCGGGAGGAGCCACCCUGGGCGUGAGGCGGUCGCCCCGCUACGCCACACAGCAAUCGUCGGCCUCGGCUGCAGCGGCGGGCCGGCCACGCAGGCACCACAGCCGCCCGCUCCACGCCCACCACCACAACACCAAGCCCAAGGGCGUCAAGGGCAGCAGUGUGGGGAUCAGUGCCAGCAGCGGCACCACCAACAACGCCACACCCAAGGCUGACCAGAGCGGUGCCCCGGCAUUAGACACCAACCAGCAGCAGCAGCACGACACUGCUGCGGCGGCGGCGGCGGCCAGCAACCUCGCCACCAACAACGCCACCACCCCUGGUCGCAAUCACCACCACCACCACCACCACCACCAUCACCACCACCACCAUCACCACAACCACGACAUACCUCCACCCUACUCUACUCGAUCCUCUGCUGCUGCUGCUGCAGCUGCUGCUGCGGCUGCUGCUCACCACCACAAUCACCACCAUAACCACCACCACCACCACCACCACCCCAACCAGCGCCACAGCUCCCGAGGACCCCGACGCAACCGGAUGAGUAUGGGGCAAAAAGUUACAGGUGGGAUGAAGUCUGUGGGUCGGGGUGAGGGGGGCUCCUUGCAGCCCCGCCUCACCCGGGAGCUGGCGAUGUCCCCAGACUACACACGCCCCAAGCGGUUAGACCUGCUGCUGGACAUGCCACCUGUGCCACGCGAGGCAUCCCUCAAGCAUGCCUGGAAUGCUGAAGACCGAUCUUUAAAUAUCUUUGUGAAGGAGGAUGACAAGAUGACCUUCCACCGGCACCCAGUAGCCCAAAGCACCGACUGCAUCCGGGGGCGCGUUGGCUACACCCGGGGCCUCCACGUGUGGGAGAUCCACUGGUCCACCCGGCAACGCGGGACACAUGCAGUGGUGGGCGUGGCCACUGACGAGGCGCCACUCCACUCUCAGGGCUACCAGAGUCUGGUGGGCAGCAACGAUCAAUCAUGGGGCUGGGAUUUAGGACGAAAUAAAUUAUAUCAUAAUGCAAAGCAAGGAAACUCCGGCAUUACAUAUCCUUCACUACUGAAUAAUGAUGAAACCUUUGUGGUACCAGACAAAUUUUUCGUUGUCCUUGACAUGGAUGAGGGCACAUUGGCAUUUGUGGUGGAAGGCCAGUACUUGGGGGUGGCAUUUCGGGGGCUCAAGGGCAAGAAGCUGUACCCCAUCGUGUCAGCUGUCUGGGGUCACUGUGAAAUCACCAUCAGAUAUAUUGGAGGACUUGACCCUGAGCCAUUACCGUUGAUGGACUUGUGCCGACGUGUGAUCAGGCAGGCAGUGGGGAAGCCUCGGCUGGCCCGGCUCGAGGAACUUAACCUGCCGCCCUCCAUCACCCAGUACCUCCUGUACCAUGAUCGCAGGUGAUAGUGUGGGGCGGCCAGCCAGCCAGCGGUCCUUCAUCACCCAGUACCUCCUGUACCACAACCACAGGUGAUGUGUGAGGCGGACAGCGGUCCUCAGGUCCCUCCUGCGGUGACGCUCCAUGCCGGCCCCCUGCCCCCACCCUGCCCCAGCCUGGUCCCAGGGGGGUUGCCCUGCAGUGCACUGGGGUACACCAGCUCCACCUCCACAGUAUCAGUUGUUUGAUAAUCAAAACAUUCUCUCUAUGGAGGUGUUUUACUGAUGGAAUUAUGUGUGCCAUAUGGCAUGUUUAGUUAAUCAGCAUAAUUUUAUGCUCUUGUUCGUUUCAUUACUGAAUAUUAGAUUUUGAACCAAUGUAGGCAAUUUCAUUUAGAUGGCCAAAAUCAGAGGUCAGUGCAGUGUACUGCUGCUAGCAGCAGUCAGUGCAUACAUGGGACUCUUAGAUAUACGUUUGUGUCUGUGUGUUAGUGUGGCCACCAGCCAUUGUGAUAGACCAGGUCAGACCGGCGUGCCGCCCUCUUCUCAGGGACCGACCGCCGGACACAAGAGGCAGUGGACAGGGGCAGCUUGCAUGUCCAGCACAAACUUUGCACCAAGUUCAAGGACAAUCAGUGGUCAGAAAAAAGUGAAGUAGCAGCACAUGGAAGUGUACUUGAAACAAUACAUUUUCUGUUCAGACUAAGUGUGAUGACAGAGGCAAAAUGCAAAGUGAGAUAAAUGUGUUGUGGUGGAUGGCAUCUGUUUGAUGAGAAAAGCAACUGAUAAGGCUUUCCCUGCAGCAGUAGCAGCUGGCCUCCUGUCCCUCACCCCAGUGUGGCAGGCUGAAGGGUGAAUCGUAAAGUCUUGCCCCUAGUCCUUACUCUAAAGGCUCUGCCAUGGAUGCUUCACUGUUUUUAUGUAUUUUUACAGAGCUAUUUGAGGUGAAAAGUAAAAUUGAAACAUUACUACCUUGUCCACUACCAGACAAUGAGGCACUCCCUUCUCUUGGGGCCAAGUGGCUCCUGCCACAACCCAGGAUUGACUUGCUUCAGUGCCAGUUAUCUCAUUCAUUUCCAUCAUUGUACUAUAUGCUUAAGUAUUUUUAAAGUGCCAUUUGCAGUAAGACUAUGGUAGGACUGGCAAGGGCUCAACUCACCAGCAUGUCAUGGCAUCAAGAUCUACUGUUCUAGUGUGUUCUUAUACUCCAACAUCUCACCUAGUACGCAGCAUCUUUGUACAAAAAUAUUAAAUAUUAAUACAG
Eriocheir sinensis (Chinese mitten crab) is the source of this 3772-nucleotide messenger RNA. It is a transcript of the gene gus, whose product is annotated as protein gustavus-like. NCBI's taxonomy places the organism in Eukaryota, Metazoa, Arthropoda, Malacostraca, Decapoda, Varunidae. Gene Ontology annotation, cellular component: SCF ubiquitin ligase complex. The transcript is spliced from 8 exons. Gene Ontology annotation, molecular function: protein binding. Gene Ontology annotation, biological process: proteasome-mediated ubiquitin-dependent protein catabolic process. The record is from RefSeq and is a predicted model, not a curated record. The coding region runs from base 1045 to 2535 and encodes 496 amino acids.